AUGUGAGUGUGGAAAGCAGCUUGGGAAUCCCAACACUGCGUAAUGUAAUGUCGAGUCCUUAACAUUUAUACUUCCUUGGGAUUGCUAUGUUUCACCACUCAGUCAAGGCUUUGCAGUUUACCAAGCCUUCUUUAUUUCACAAAGGCCAGUAAAGCAGUCGGGAGUGACAAGGAAGACAAAGAAUCAACUAAUUCACAAAAAAAAAAAGAAAAAUAGCACAGGGAUCCAGUUUGAUGCCGGCAACAAUGUGUUGUCAUGAUUUGUUGAUGAGGAAUGCCAUGCUUUCUGCCUACACCCCAAUGACUACCUGCGGCUCGGCUGUUGAUGCGGGAGGUGCUGUAGGGCCCUACUGCCUAACACUUGCUGACGAGGACAUCCUUGCAAAGAAUGAGAUCGUGGAUCCUAGCAUCGGCCUCCAGAAAAGGAAGGAAUGGCUGCUUUUGACUACACCUGAGGGAGAAAGACUUAACGUUCAUAACGUCAUAUUCAAGUUCGGUACGGUGAACAAACACGGAAACUACGUUAGGAAGCGACCAAUUUAUUUUAGCCACAGCAAUCUAAUUUCAAACACCCCGCACACGUUGCUGAGAGGUCAUCCUAGUUCAGUGGGACCACAUCCGGACGCUGCGAGAGUGCAAAGGAAGAGGACCUAUUAA
This is a messenger RNA of Ixodes scapularis (black-legged tick), 656 nucleotides long. RefSeq lists its product as uncharacterized. The transcript is spliced from 5 exons. The coding region runs from base 234 to 656 and encodes 140 amino acids. NCBI's taxonomy places the organism in Eukaryota, Metazoa, Arthropoda, Arachnida, Ixodida, Ixodidae. The record is from RefSeq and is a predicted model, not a curated record.